This is a messenger RNA of Chelonus insularis, 2941 nucleotides long. It is a transcript of the gene numb, whose product is annotated as NUMB endocytic adaptor protein. The transcript has 8 exons. Gene Ontology annotation, cellular component: cytoplasm. Bases 744 to 2879 code for a protein of 711 amino acids. The record is from RefSeq and is a predicted model, not a curated record. Lineage: Eukaryota; Metazoa; Arthropoda; Insecta; Hymenoptera; Braconidae.
UCAGUGACAAUUAGAAAAAAAAAAAAUAGAAAAAAACAUUCAUAUGAAUUAUUUUCAUUUAAUUUGAAAUUAAAAUGAAUUCAAUUUAUCGAAAGACAAAAUUCAGCUGAUAUACAAUUGACUGAAAACAUUAAAGCUCAAUUAUUUCACAAAUAAUUGAAUUUAUCGUUGAAAAUCAAUAAUCGAAUUCAAAAAUUGAAAAAAAAAAACCGAAUUAGCUAUGUCGGUAAAAAAGGACAUCUAUGUUACUAACCUCGAGUAAGAGAUUAAUUAUCUUACAAAAAUAUUGAUAAUGUAUUAAUUAUUUAAUGACAGGUUAUAAUAAACAAUUAAAUAAAUAGCGAGAUUUUUGUUUAAAUAAGAAAAAAAAGUUAUCAAUAAAUCAUGAAACUCAGUCGAUAAUAUAGCGAAAAUUAACAAAUGGCGGCCAUUGAGGUGUGUACACACUUGAUUCACGCACAAUAGUUUCAGGUGUGCUCCAAACUCGUUUGGAAGUCAAUACAUAAAAUGUGCAGUGUGUGUAGAAUAAAAGUGUUUUAUAAAUAUAAUUAAUCAAUUAUUUAUACACAAUAUCAAUUUUGUUUACUUAAUAAAUAUUUAAUGAUAUCAAUAAUUAUCAUUUACCAUUUAAAUUAAUGUCAAAAAAUUAUACAAAGUAACAAACAUGUCUUUUAGACAGUAAGAAAUGUGAUGAUGAAAAGAUGGUACUGUACUUGGUGAAAACAUCAGCAAGUUAAAAAAAAAUGGGAAAUCACUCCUCUGCCCCCCAUCAACCACUAGAGAGAGCCACAAGUUUUGGUGGCAAUGGCCUUCGACAUUCGAAACGUGAACGAUCACCAGGAAAGCGAAUGGAUCGAUUGAGAAGAAGCUUUCGAGACAGUUUUAGGCGACGAAAAGAGCCACAUGUACCAGAAUCAAGUAAACCUCAUCAAUGGCAAGCUGAUGAAAGUGCAGUUCGAUCAGCAACUUGUGCCUUUCAUGUUAAAUAUCUUGGUUGUGUUGAAGUUUUUGAGUCAAGAGGGAUGCAAGUUUGUGAAGAAGCACUUAAAGUACUUAGGAAUUCAAGAAGAAGACCAGUUCGAGCGAUACUUCAUGUCUCGGGCGACGGUUUAAGAGUUGUUGAAGAUGAGACUAAAGGGUUGAUAGUUGAUCAGACUAUUGAGAAAGUCUCCUUUUGUGCACCUGAUCGUAAUCAUGAGAAAGGCUUUAGUUAUAUUUGUAGAGAUGGUACCACACGUCGGUGGAUGUGUCAUGGAUUUUUAGCAUUAAGAGAACCGGGAGAAAGAUUGAGUCAUGCUGUGGGAUAUGCAUUCGCUGUAUGUUUAGAGCGAAAGCAACGUAGAGACAAGGAGUGUGAAGUAACAAUGACGUUUGAUUCAAAAACGUCAACGUUUACUAGGAGUGGGAGCUUUAGGCAGCCAAGCUUAACGGAAAAAUUACAGGAUACGCCCAGACAAGAGCGUGCCAUAGACGUACCAGCCCCUCCGAUAGUGAAACAAGUUUACAACCCAUUUGCUAUUGAGAGGCCUCAUGCGACUCCUUCAAUGUUGGAGCGCCAAGGUUCAUUUAGAGGCUUCAAUCAAUUAAAUCAAGCUUCUCCUUUCAAACGUCAGCUUAGUUUGCGAAUUAAUGAUCUUCCUAGCAAUUUGGAGCGCACACGAAGUCAUAGUUUAGAACCAACUGACUUUUCUAGAUUACCUUCAGCAUUAUCACAAAUGAUACCACCAAAACCAGCUGUUAGUCCUAUUCCUGAAUUGCCAUUAAUCAGUAGCAGUGGACAAGAUAGUGUUUCUGCUAUGUGUCAACAACUCUCUCGAGGAUUGUCUCUUCUCUCUAACAGUGAUGAUUUCAUUGGUUCUCUAACAACUAAACCUACGAGUGUCAAUACAUCUGCUACCAAACAACUCUUUUCUAGUACCACUCAAAUUCAAGCAAUAACAAGCAAUCACUCAACGGAUAAUGUACAUCUGCAGAAUGGAUCAAGCAAUGAAAACAGCAUAAACAAUAACAGUAAUAGCAAUAAUAAAAAUAAUGAUUCUAGUAGCAGCAGUAAUAUAAUUAUUAACAACAACAACAAUCAUAAUAAUAUACACAAUAAUAAUAUCAAUACUAAUAAUAAUAGCAGUGUUAAUGGUAUUAAUAAUAAUGAUGAUGGUGGUAAUUUAGAUUCAAGUAUAAAUUCAGCUAAAAUAAAGCUUUGGGAAGGAUGGACUGGAUUAAUUAAUGACUAUAAACUGCCACCAUUGAGUCCAUUUUUAAAUAAAUCCACUAUUUCGGACAAAAGUAAUACACCAAGUGACGUAACAUCAACUAAAUCAUUUAAUCAAACGUCUAAUUCUAUUACUAACUCAAGCCUUAUCACCGAUACACCCUCAUCAUCAUCAACUUUAGUCGUUAGUGGUUGCCUUACAACAACUAUGACGACCACGAUGACUAUUACUGCUACAACCACCACUACUACGAAUCAAAUAAUUCCUGUUUCUUUAGCGACAAGUCAGGAAAAGGUCGGAGUUGCUGAUAAUGUUGAGGAUAAACCGGAAUCAAUUUCAACAACAGUAAAUAAUGUGAUAAAUUUACCUAAACCUGAACAAUGGCUUGGAAGUGUAACAGGAUUAGUGGCAGCACAGUCACCAACACCAUCAUCAGGGCCACUUACUCUUCAACAAAUUUCACCUCGACGUGCCCCUAUGCUGCAUACCAGAGCACACUCACUUGGUUCCAUGAUGAUUCCACCAACUACCAAUCGAAACAUUAUCUCCACAGAUCCAUUUGAUGCCGAAUGGGCUGAAAUUGCGGCUAGAAAUUUACAACAAUCUGGAAAUGCUACAAAUCCUUUCGUGGUACCGAAUGCAAAUUCGACUUUUCAAGUGCAAUUAUAGGGGCGAGGUUUGAAUGUUAUUACUUAUUGAAGGUUAAGGAAUUGUUAAAGAAAAAAAAAAAA